Messenger RNA from Perca fluviatilis (European perch), 1446 nucleotides. RefSeq names its product BCL2 interacting protein 3 like a (gene bnip3la). NCBI's taxonomy places the organism in Eukaryota, Metazoa, Chordata, Actinopteri, Perciformes, Percidae. Gene Ontology annotation, cellular component: nucleus; mitochondrial outer membrane; mitochondrial envelope. The record is from RefSeq and is a predicted model, not a curated record. Gene Ontology annotation, biological process: positive regulation of apoptotic process; mitochondrial outer membrane permeabilization; defense response to virus.
GUUGGCUUGCGUGUCAUGUUGAUGAAUGCUGAAACUGGAGUCAACAUGUCCACCGCUGCUGCUCACCGAAACAAUAACGAGGAGCCCGGGCUUCACGGCUCUUGGGUAGAGCUGGAGCUGAACGGGAACACAGCGGCCCACGGUGCACAGACCAGCUCGCCAGCGAUGCCCGCCGCAGACCAAGUAAACGCCAACGCCGGCAUGAGUGCGACUCUGCAGAGCCUGGAGGUGGUUCCUGAGAGCGACGAGACCCUGAUCGGAGGUCUGGAACACGUCCCGUCAUCGUCCUCCAUCCACAACGGAGACAUGGAGAAGAUCCUGCUGGACGCACAGCACGAGUCCAGCCAGAGCAGCUCCUCUUGUGAUAGUCCUCACAGGCCACCGAGUCCAGACCAGGACGAGGGUCAGAUAACGUUCGACGUGGAGAUGUCCAGCCUCAAAGACAGUCAGUCAGAGGACGACUGUCCAGAGAAGGACAGAGAAGAAGACAUCCUGAUGAACAAAGAAGUAGACUGGGUCUCUGAUUGGUCCAGCCGGCCGGAAAACGUCCCACCAAAGGUGUUCCACUUCAGGCACCCCCGGCGUUCAGUAUCUCUCAGUAUGAGAAAGAGUGGAGUCAUGAAGAAAGGUGGCAUCUUUUCUGCCGAAUUCCUCAAAGUCUUCAUCCCUUCUUUACUCCUCUCACACAUCCUCGCUCUCGGCAUCGGGGUGUACAUUGGGAAGAGAAUCGCCACAGCCUCCACCAGCUCUUACUGAGCAGAAGAUGAAGCAGUGCCUGGAUGUUUCCCCAUCUCCAAGUGUCCCAUCCAUCCUCCCACAUUUCCCUUUCCAGUCAGCGUUCAGUCCUGUCACAUUGUAGAUUAGCUAUAGAGUUAUACACAUGCCAUGGUUGCACUCCAUCAUAUUCUGACACAGGGGCAGCUUUCACCCACUUGAAUCCAGAAGAUGACGGACCCCGAUGCCCCUAAAUUCCACCAGGCGCGUGCGUCUGCGCUGCGUUCAAAGUUCAGGGUUUUAAAUUGACACCUGCCAACCUGCCAAAUGCAGGUAAAAAAUGUACUUUGGCAGGUAACAUUUUAAAGUUACAAGCCAGUUUGGCCGGUGAUGAACGAAGCAGAUAACUCUGCGUGUGUUUGAAUCGUCCAGCUGCAGAAACGAUGCAACAAGUCUGAAAUUUGGGCGGUUUUGUGUGUGUGUUUUAGUUUGGGAACGUUAUCUUUAUCCAGCGACGCUGCUUGUAGUCCUAAUCCUUCAUUUCCCAUGACGAACAGAACGGCGCAAAACACACCAGAGUAGCUGAAAUUAACGUAAAACAUGUGGCUAGUGGAAAAUCUGAUUGGCUGGUAACUUUAAAAAGCUACUAGCCAUGUUGGCUGGUGAUCAAACAAGUUAAUUUAAAGCCCUGAUCGCGGCAAAUCAAAACUAGGGUUGGGUACCGAAACCUAC